AACGUUGAGGCUCGGAGUUAGAGAGAGAACGGCUAAGUUGUUAUAUUCAAAAAAAGUUGUAUACAUACUAGUCACUAUAAGUAUAAAGCACAGGAGAGAUAAAGCAAAGGCAUGGAGACUGUGUGUAUGUAAUGUGUGUAUGUAUCAUCAUCAUCAUCAUAAUGUGUUAGCCUGUAAAAUUUUAUUCUCCUCCCUCUUUUGUUGAAGCGUUCUCUCUCUACACUUUCUCUCUCUAGAAUCUCGGUGGCUUGGGAGACACGAUUGAGUUGUUUGAUUUGUGAUGGCGAGUGAAGGAGAAGAAUUGUCGUUUUCAAUGGCGUCUGUGGUGGAGAGUGUUCUUCAACAGCACGGCGUGCGUUCUCGCGAUCUCGAUUUAGAUUCUCGGAGAGCUGAGGAAGCUGCGAUGAGAAGGUAUGAAGCAGCUGCUUGGUUGAGAAAGAUGGUUGGAGUUGUUGGAGCUAGAGAUUUGCCUGCAGAACCUUCUGAGGAAGAGUUUAGGAUCGGUUUGAGGAGCGGGCUCAUUCUUUGUAAUGUACUAAACAAGAUUCAACCAGGAGCCGUCCCAAAGGUUGUGGAGAGCCUGUGUGAUUCUGCUCAAAUAGCGGAUGGGGCAGCUUUAUCUGCCUAUCAGUACUUUGAAAAUGUGAGGAACUUUCUUGUAUCUGUGCAAGAUAUGGGGCUUCCUACCUUUGAAGCUUCUGAUUUAGAACAGGGAGGAAAAUCUGCAAGGAUUGUUAAUUGCGUGUUGGCACUCAAAUCAUACAGUGACUGGAAACAAGCUGGUGGCAACGGAGUGUGGAAAUUUGGUGGAAAUGUAAAGCUAACUACACCCAUGAGAAAUCAUGUUCGCAAAAAUUCGGAGCCAUUUACCAAUUCUUUGUCAAGGAAUAUAUCGAUGAAUGAAAAGACUUUGAGUAACCUCUGUCCCGAUAAUGACUCUAGUACAUUGCACUCUUCACCCCUAAGUAUGCUUGUUCGAGCAGUUCUAUUGGAUAAAAAGGCUGAAGAAGUUCCCAGUCUCGUAGAAUCUGUGCUGACUAAAGUUAUGGAGGAAUUUGAACAUCGAAUUGCAAACCAACUUGAAGUGAAGAAAACAUCAUCAAAGGAUACCGCUUGUUUGCAUGGAAACAAGGUUUUGCAGAAACAGAAUUCAGGUGACUCAAAACUGAAGAUUGAAGACAGAAAUGCUGCUCAGCGAAAGAAAGAGCAGUGUUUUACCAGCAACUAUGUCUCUGAUGAGGAAUCAAAGAGAAGAUCCAUGAAACAAGUGAUGAUCGUUGACGAGCAACAUAGAGACAUAAAGGAGCUUAAACAAACUCUUUCUACUACAAAAGCUGGCAUGCAAUAUAUGCAAAUGAAGUUUCAUGAAGAGAUGCAAAAUCUUGGUAUGCACAUUCAUGGUCUGGCACAUGCUGCUUCCGGAUAUCAUAAAGUGCUCCUUGAAAACCGCAAACUUUAUAAUCAAGUACAAGACCUUAAAGGAAAUAUUAGGGUAUAUUGUCGAGUUAGACCCUUCUUAGGAGAUCAGGCAAACUAUACAAGUACAGUGGAUCAGAUUGAAGAAGGAGUGAUAACCAUUAGUGCUCCGUCAAGACAUGGAAAAGGACAUCGAUCCUUCAACUUCAACAAAGUAUAUGGACCCCGUGCAACGCAAGGAGAGGUAUUCUCAGAUACUAGGCCAUUAAUACGUUCAGUUCUUGAUGGUUACAAUGUUUGUAUAUUUGCCUACGGUCAGACUGGUUCAGGGAAAACAUAUACAAUGACUGGACCUAGGGAUCUAACUGAGGAUACUCUAGGGGUUAAUUACCGCGCAUUAAGUGAUUUGUUUCUUCUUGCUGAGCAAAGAAGAGACACCUUCCAAUAUGAUGUUUCUGUCCAGAUGAUCGAAAUUUAUAAUGAACAAGUUAGAGACCUCUUAGUCGCAGAUGGAUUCAAUAAAAGAUUAGAAAUUCGCAACAGCUCCCAGACUGGUCUUAAUGUUCCUGAUGCAAGCCUACUUCAUGUCACCACACCUUCGGACGUGAUUGAUCUUAUGAACGUAGGACAAAGAAAUAGGGCAGUUGGUGCAACAGCCCUCAAUGAUCGCAGCAGUCGCUCUCAUAGUUGUUUAACUGUCCAUGUCCAAGGAAAAGAUUUGACAUCUGGAGCUGUUCUUCGUGGAUGUAUGCAUCUGGUUGAUCUGGCUGGAAGUGAGAGGGUGGACAAAUCUGAAGUGACGGGAGACAGAUUGAAAGAAGCACAACAUAUUAAUAAGUCUCUUUCGGCAUUAGGCGAUGUAAUAGCUUCCCUUGCACAAAAAAAUUCACAUGUUCCUUACAGAAAUAGCAAACUAACCCAAUUGCUCCAAGAUUCACUUGGUGGGCAAGCUAAGACACUUAUGUUUGUUCACAUAAGCCCUGAACUAGAUGCUGUUGGAGAAACAAUCAGUACUCUUAAAUUUGCGGAGCGGGUUGCCACAGUAGAACUUGGUGCUGCACGAGUGAACAAAGAUACUUCAGAUGUUAAAGAACUUAAAGAACAGAUUGCAAGUCUUAAAGCAGCCUUGGCACGGAAAGAGAGAGAACCAGAACAUGUUCAAAGUGUGAUGUCGGGAAGCCCGUGUAGCAUGUCAUCCCCUUUCCAAUCCAACAAGCGGGGAGACGUGUUCUCUAAUUCAAACAACCAAAGAAAACCAAUGGAGGAAGUAGGCAAUAUAGAGAUCCGGAAAAAUUCUUCAACUAGACAAAAGAGUCAAAGCUUUGAUCUAGACGAACUAUUAGGAAAUUCCCCACCAUGGCCUCCAGUCAGUAGUCCUGGUCAGCAUUACGGAGAGGAAGAUAAAGAUGCCGGAUCAGGUGACUGGGUAGACAAGGUAAUGGUAAACAAGCAAGAUGCUGCAAGGAGAGUUGAAAAGCCUUUGGGAUGCUGGGAAGCAGAUGGCAACAUUGGUGACGUAUUCUACCACAAGUAUUUGUCAGAUUCCUCAAAAUCAUACCCGGAGCAGUCAUAUAACAUGUUCCCUUCAAACAACCAGUUCGAUAUUGCUACUGCAGACGAUUUAGAUGAGCUUGAUGCUGCUACUAGUGAUUCGUCUGAACCAGAUUUGCUUUGGCAAUACAACCAUUCCAAACUAUCCAAUUUAGCAAGUGGAAUUGGGUCAAAGAUUCAAAAGCCUAGCCCGAAUCCAGGGAAAAGCCCCGAAUUAAGCAAGAGUAUGAUUCCUAAAGUCAGGCCUUCACCACCUUCACGGAAAAUGGGAAGUGGGAAUAAAACCACUCCAGUGCGAGCAGGGAGGCAGGCAAUUGCUUCAGAAGCUAAACGGAAGACUGGAAAUAUGAAGUAGGGAUUGUUGGUACAAAUAUUUUUCCAUAUUUUUUAAUUAUUUUAUUUGAGAAGUGAGUGAGAGUUUUUUAUAUAUAUAGUUUCUUCCAGGCUUCUUUUCCUUUAUCAGUUUGUAAUGUAUAUGUCAAAAUACAGCAAUAAUUCCAGUUGCUUGUAUGUUUUCAGUGUUGCAGUACUCUUGGAAGUUGGAACCCCAUUUUUUAAACUCAACUGAUAUAAGUACUGAUAUUAACUUCUGAUUUUAUGAA
Messenger RNA from Daucus carota subsp. sativus, 3569 nucleotides. RefSeq names its product kinesin-like protein KIN-14I. Gene Ontology annotation, molecular function: microtubule motor activity; ATP binding; microtubule binding. Gene Ontology annotation, cellular component: microtubule cytoskeleton. The record is from RefSeq and is a predicted model, not a curated record. The transcript has 19 exons. Gene Ontology annotation, biological process: microtubule-based movement. The coding region runs from base 281 to 3322 and encodes 1013 amino acids. NCBI's taxonomy places the organism in Eukaryota, Viridiplantae, Streptophyta, Magnoliopsida, Apiales, Apiaceae.